Lagenorhynchus albirostris (white-beaked dolphin) is the source of this 1660-nucleotide messenger RNA. RefSeq names its product B cell linker (gene BLNK). The transcript is spliced from 17 exons. Gene Ontology annotation, biological process: intracellular signal transduction; cell surface receptor protein tyrosine kinase signaling pathway. NCBI's taxonomy places the organism in Eukaryota, Metazoa, Chordata, Mammalia, Artiodactyla, Delphinidae. Gene Ontology annotation, cellular component: cytoplasm. The record is from RefSeq and is a predicted model, not a curated record. Bases 116 to 1495 code for a protein of 459 amino acids.
CAAGUGACUAGGACUCUUGAGAUCAAAGGCUUACCAUGCUACUCCCCAGGACAGCCAGGGACUGCUGACGUGACCACUGGACAGUGAUCUGUGGUUCGUAUAGUUACCAAAAAUAAUGGAUAAGCUUAAUAAAAUAACUGUCCCCGCCAGUCAGAAGUUGAGGCAGCUUCAAAAAAUGGUCCAUGAUAUCAAGAACAAUGAAGGUGGAAUAAUGAACAAGAUCAAAAAGCUGAAAGUCAAAGCACCUCCAAGUGUUCCGCGAAGGGACUAUGCCUCAGAGAGGCCAGCUGACGAAGAGGAGCAGUGGUCAGAUGACUUUGACAGUGAUUAUGAAAACCCAGAUGAGCACUCCGACUCGGAAAUGUAUGUGCUGCCGGCCGAGGAGGCUGGGGACGACAGCUACGAGCCACCACCCGCCGAGCAGGAGACUCGGAUAGUUCACCGGGCCCUGCCCUUCACCAGGGGCGAGUACGUAGACAAUCGGUCAAGCCAGAGGCAGUCUCCGCCCUUCAGCAAGACCCUUCCCAGUAAACCCAACUGGCCUUCGGCAAAGGCGAGGCAGGCCGCCACUCUGCCAGCCCCGACUUCUCUGCACAAACCUCAAGUCCCACCCAGACCCAAAGAGCUCCUUGAGGAUGAGGCUGAUUAUGUGGUCCCUGUGGAAGAUGAAGAUGAAAACUAUAUUCAUCCCACAGAAGACAGUUCACCCCCAUCUGAAAAAGCUCCCAUGGUGAAUAGAUCAACCAAGCCAAAUAACUUCUCAAAGCCAGCCUCACCUCCAGGGACAGCUUCAGGUCGAAAGAGCGGGGCCUGGGACUCUAAGUCAACCUCUUCACCUGCUGCACCAUGCCCAUUGCCCAGGGCUGGGAAAAAAACAGCUACGCCGCUGAAGACGACUCCAGUUGUCUCUCAACAGAAUGCCUCAAGUGUUUGUGAAGAAAAACCUAUACCUGCUGAACGCCACCGAGGGUCUAGUCACAGACAAGAAAAUAUGCAGUCACAAGUUUUUUCUCCUCCUCCCCAGAAACCAAUUCAUCAAAAACCCAUACCUCUGCCAAGAUUUCCAGAAGGGGGAAGCCCAACUGUGGAUGGCCCAUUACCCAGCUUUUCAUCUAAUUCCAAUUUGUCAGAACAGGAAGCUGACGUUCACUGUAAACCAUGGUACGCUGGUGCCUGCGAUCGAAAGUCGGCCGAAGAGGCAUUAUACAGAUCGAACAAGGAUGGAUCAUUUCUUAUUCGGAAAAGCUCUGGCCAUGAUUCCAAACAGCCAUAUACACUAGUUGUAUUUUUUAAUAAGCGAGUAUAUAAUAUCCCUGUGCGAUUUAUUGAAGCAACAAAACAGUAUGCUUUGGGCAGAAAGAAAACUGGUGAAGAGUACUUUGGAAGUGUUGCUGAAAUCAUCAAGAAUCAUCAACACAGUCCCCUGGUUCUUAUUGACAGUCAGAAUAACACAAAAGAUUCCACAAGACUGAAAUAUGCAGUUAAAGUUUCAUAAAUUAAAAAAAAUUUUUUAAAGGAAGUCAACAUCAUUGCUUCAGACAUUUUACCUACUUCUACUUUUGAGGAAAAAGUCCAAAAACUUCAUAUUUUGGAUUAUGAAUCAUCCAGUAAUAAAAUAGAAGAUGAGGAAGCUGUUGAGGUGGUCAUCGAUUUCCUUAUA